AUGAACCAGUAUGGGUACUAUCCCCUCCACCGAGCUGCUGAAUUUUUUUCGGUUGACAUGAUUCAGUUGCUCGUCCGCCACGGCGCGUCCGCCAAUCUACGCACAGCCGGUGCUGAGGUCAUCGAGGGCCUUCUCCCACUCCAUGUUGCAGUCGAGAACACGUGUAUGCAUAAGUAUCUGGAAGACAGUCUGUUUCCUAACCACGAGCAUCGGGAUUACAGUGAGGCAGAUGCCAACUUUAUCUUCAAGCUCAUCCAUCUUCUGUGCCUACCUGAAAUGGUUAAGAUCUUCUUGGAUACGACUCGGCUGAUUGCAAAAUACACAGAUAAUCUAUUGGAUGAGCUGUGGAAUUACAUAAAAGAGGGAAAGCUUGCCGAGACAGCCGUUUUGCUCAUGGCAGCUCAAGAGCAGAUACGCAUGGGAACUUCUCGCAAGAGAAAUGGAGAUAGUAAGCCAGAUGGGCUUGCUAUUAUCUGUGACCGUAUUUGGAACAACAAUAUUGCUUUGCAGUCUGAGAAGGGUCAGCAAGUGGAGGCAAGGAUAAAGCUUAAUAAUAUGGCAUUGAUGCUUGUUCAUGUAAUUUCCAAAGCUGGUGAAGGUCUUGAUUCAUACAUUCAGAAGCAUCUAGAGGUGCCGUAUUUCAUGCAGUUGCCCCAUUUGGAGGUCAUUGAACGUGUCUCGUCGAUUCUCAAGGAUAAUGGUUUUUGUCCUACUAGUGAAUGGACAGAAAUUGGAAACCUGUACGUUUUGGUCAAGGACUAUGUUUUGUAUACAUAG
Messenger RNA from Triticum turgidum subsp. durum (durum wheat), 777 nucleotides. Lineage: Eukaryota; Viridiplantae; Streptophyta; Magnoliopsida; Poales; Poaceae. The record is from the annotation of a GenBank genome assembly.